Messenger RNA from Silurus meridionalis, 2302 nucleotides. RefSeq names its product v-maf avian musculoaponeurotic fibrosarcoma oncogene homolog F (gene maff). Gene Ontology annotation, cellular component: nucleus. Gene Ontology annotation, molecular function: RNA polymerase II cis-regulatory region sequence-specific DNA binding; DNA-binding transcription factor activity, RNA polymerase II-specific. Gene Ontology annotation, biological process: regulation of transcription by RNA polymerase II; regulation of epidermal cell differentiation. The transcript is spliced from 3 exons. Bases 167 to 646 code for a protein of 159 amino acids. NCBI's taxonomy places the organism in Eukaryota, Metazoa, Chordata, Actinopteri, Siluriformes, Siluridae. The record is from RefSeq and is a predicted model, not a curated record.
AAAAGGCGGCCUGUGACCGUGCUGUGUAAAGUUGUUGAAUUUGUUCGUGUAAGCCUUAAUGGUGAAAAACAUCGACCAUAUCUGUAUUUUUUAUUGAACUAGGUCGGAAGGGUACAAGUUCAAGUCCACACCAGGAAUCAUUACAAAAGCCAAAACAAAAGUGACCAUGACAUCGGACAGCAGAGCCAGCAAAGCCUUACAGGUAAAGAGAGAGUGUGGAGAGAACGUCCCUGUGCUGUCAGACAGUGAGCUCAUGUCUCUGUCCGUACGGGAGCUGAACUUGCACCUGCGCGGUUUGUCCAGAGAAGAGAUCCAGAAACUGAAGCAAAGGCGGCGCACGCUAAAGAAUCGUGGCUACGCAGCCAGCUGCAGGGUGAAGCGUGUGUCUCAGCGCGAGGCCUUGGAGCAGCAGAAAAAGGAGCUGCAACGUGAGGUAGAGCGACUCGGAGCAGAGAACGCAGGCAUGCGCAGGGAGCUGGAGGGGCUCGGGGCUCGACUCGCAGCACUGCAGCGCUUCGCCCGCAGCCUCGAAUCUGCAGGAGGGAGCAUUCUAGCUACAGCGCCUCGCCUCAACACUGCAUCAGUCAUCACCAUAGUGAAGAGCCCACAGCAAAGCCAUGGCCCCAGAGAGCAAGAGGCGUCCUAGGGAUGAGUCAUACAAGCAAUUGGGCAAACGCAUACACACACUCGCAAACACGUAGAAGUACAAGGUACACAACAACUGGACCAUCGAUGCCGAAAUAAAUGACUGCGAAACAUUUAGUAAUGUUGCACAACAAACAGUUGUGUAGGUGAAGUCGUUGAUGUCAGUGAUUCAAGAUUGCUUUUUUUUUAUUUUUUAUUUUUUUUUAUUCUUUGCCACACUAUUAUCCCAACGUUGCAUAUUAUAUUUUGCCAUUUGGUUAAUUAGAGCAUCUCGAUAAUGAGAACGCAAGGGCAAGUCUGCAUUGUUUGUACAUGAUUUUGGGAACAGAUUACUUUGUGUUCUGAAUUGGAGAAUUUGACUGCAUUGACCUGUUUUAUGUUUGGUCUAUUACCUUUGCUUCAACCAGAGUAACUAACAUAUAAAUAAGGUAAUGUUUGUAAGUUUACAUGUAAUGUAUUUCAAAAAUAUUUAUAUGGCCAUUUUCUUUUUGUUGUCACAUGGAAAAAAAAAACUGUAAAGAAUGUCUUUACUGGAUUAACUAUUAAGCUUGGCUUAAUCUCACUGACUACCAACUCAUUCUCAGUUGGCAAGAAUUGCUGGAAUAUAUUCAGUUAUGAUUUAUGAAACAAAAUCAUAAUUAUUCAGUUAUAAUUCAAUUGAAUGCCACACCACGUCAAUGCAAGCUUCUUAGUACAUUCCCAUAUAUGUUUUCAAAACUUAAUGUGCAACAUGGAGAUUUUAUUUUUUUUUUUUCCUAUCUGUAUUUAAGAUGAAGACCUAAAAGCUAGAGUGCUGUGAUUUUACGUCCAAAUACUGUUUCUGUACAAACUAGUUUGGGAAUAUUUUCCAUGUCCAAUUAUUGUAAUGGUGUGAUUUGUAUUUAGGAUAGGUAAAUUUUAAGGAACAGUUCAGCUUUGCCAGUGUGUUUCUACUCCUGCUCUUGCGAGAACAUUUUAGCGUCUCCCAUUUCUCAACACUCGUUUUGAGAUGCGUAACCGGGAAACGCUAAAAUGAUCACAGCAAAGCAGGAAAUGUUACUGGAAUAUGUUUCAGUAUGUGUGACGACUGUAUUUGUGCUAAUACGUUAUAGUAGCUUGUUUGCUGUGGUAUUUUUGUACAAAAAAAAGUAGAUUAUUUAUAAUGACAAAAUACCUUUUGAAAGUUUAGGAAGUGUCACAUGAUGGUAUAAAGUAUGAAAGACUACGGAAGAGUAAACAUGGAAUAAAAAGCGAUAAAAGGAAAAGAAACCAGAGUAAGUGGCUGAGACGGGAACAAAAGGUGAUCUGAAAGUGCUAGAGGGAAAGAGGGACACAAGUUGUGGCUACAAGCGAUCAUAUUAACUCAUAGUUGACAAGAAGCUUGCCAACUAUUAGCUUUACUAACUCCAGCAUUGAGGAGUAUACAGUAUGUGUUCAUAUUUAUAGGUUCAAACAUUUUUAUUGGAAUGAAACCUGUUAAUGCUAUUUCAAUUUUAAUAUUGAAACACUUGAUUUCAGUAACAACUUGUUCUGAUGUUAUGGUUCCAAACAUGCUGGAUGUUUUGUGAAGUAGCAAAAUACAAGUCUGUUAUUUGUAUUUAUUACAUAUAUUUUUCUAUGGUAAAAUAUUGUCUAUUUUAUGCCAUUAAUUGAAAUAAAUGUAUAUAUUGUACAUAAA